This is a messenger RNA of Onthophagus taurus, 2280 nucleotides long. Its product is annotated as LIM domain only protein 3. Gene Ontology annotation, cellular component: nucleus. The record is from RefSeq and is a predicted model, not a curated record. Gene Ontology annotation, biological process: positive regulation of transcription by RNA polymerase II. Gene Ontology annotation, molecular function: DNA-binding transcription factor binding; transcription coactivator activity. NCBI's taxonomy places the organism in Eukaryota, Metazoa, Arthropoda, Insecta, Coleoptera, Scarabaeidae.
GCAACGUCAGUUGGUUUUAGCGCUCGAAACCGUACGGACGUUCGGGUUGCAUAUUCUACAAACACCUCGACAACACGUCAACCACGCGACGUCCCGACAAAAACACACGUGAUAACGAGUUUCGGCUGUGUUUUACAAGAAAAUAGUAGUAAACAUUUAGUGAUAAUCCGGUUGUUUGGAUUUAACGGAAAAAAAAUAGUUUAAGAAAAUUAACUGGAAGGAAAAACCGAGGGAAGUCGAAGAAGUUUUUUUAAGAAAUCAUUUUCAAGUUUUUUGCAGGACCGGACCAGACCAUGAGGCGCCUUUGGCCGGGGCACAGAGGACUCCACUGAACGCCCAACGCUUAGCAUGCACAGCACAGAUAAUGUUCCUGAGUCUGGUGGGGAGCAAGCAACUGGUAGAACGGCAGUGGCCGUAUCUGGUCCAACGCCGGUGAGCGUUUCGACAACGACGAACACUUCAUCAGGACCAAGGGAAUGCGCGGGUUGCGGAAAAAGGAUAACCGAAAGGUUUCUCCUGAAGGCGCUGGACCUUUUCUGGCACGAAGAUUGCCUAAAGUGCGGCUGUUGCGAUUGCCGGCUCGGUGAAGUCGGCUCAACGCUUUACACAAAGGCGAAUCUAAUCCUGUGCAAAAGAGACUACCUUAGGUUAUUCGGAACGACCGGUUACUGCGCGGCCUGCAACAAGGUGAUACCCGCGUUCGAAAUGGUCAUGCGAGCAAAGAGCAACGUCUACCAUCUGGAGUGCUUUGCAUGCCAGCAAUGUAACCACAGGUUUUGUGUUGGUGAUCGUUUCUAUUUAUGCGACAAUAAAAUUCUCUGCGAGUACGAUUACGAAGAAAGGCUGGUAUUCGCAAAUAUGGCUUACAAUCCAAGCAGUUUGGCUCAUAUACGAAGACAAGUAAGCAAUCUUCAGGUGCCCGCUUGUAACACCGAACUUAAUACUACUUCUAAACUCGAUAAUAAGCCAGCAGGAGACAAUCUAAACAGUGUCCGAAAUUCGGCCCUUCUGACGUCCGGUGCCUCCUGUUACAGCGAGAAGAACUCACCGCUGGCAGGCCCACAGCGACCGUCUAGUAACUACCACCAUCGGGACGACGGAUCCAGCGGUUACGGUAGCCCAGAUUCCGAGACUUUCGACACCCCUCAAUGACGCCCCAGAGGAAGUGGAAGGCCGUAGCAAGUUCUUCACUUCUCUUCACCAACACAAAUUACCACCAACAAAUCAACAAAAGAACUCGUUUUAUCGCUAAAAAAUAAGAUUUUUUGAUUAAUUUUUUUUUUAUUGUUGCCUUAAAAAUAAAAAUGGUGGUAACAUGAAAUAAAUUUAACGGGGUAUUGUGCCAUUUCUUUACGUUCUUUUUGGAAGUUUUCUUGGGGGUAGUUUUUGAAGCGGUGAAAUAUUACGAAAAGAAGAAGAGACAUAGUGGAUCUCACAAUGAGUGCUAGUCUACUUGCCAAAAAACUGCGCAGAUGAAAAAACCGCGAUGCGGAAAAUUGUAUAAUUGUAACAUAUUGUAACAAUUCUAACAAAUUUCGUAAUAGAUUUCGUUUAAGGUCGAAAAGCGAUCAGAAUUGUAUACGAGUACACAUAGUCUCAUUUUUUAUCUUUAUUUUUUUUAAUCUCAUUAUGGCGAUGAGCGUUGUACAUUACUCACGGCCUUUAUAUUCUUGUUAUUAUCAUUAUUAUUCGAGAUUAUAAUCUGCUUUUCUCUUCAUCAUUAAUUUCUAUUGUAACUAAAAAAAAAGAAAUAAAUAAAAUAACAAUAAAAGUCGUAUGUAUCACCUUUUUAUAUUAAAAUUUAAACUUAUGUAUAUAAAGGUAUACCAUGUGAUGUAUUAUUUGUAUAAAAAAAUCACGGAUCUUCCUUGUACAUUAUCUAUUAUUAUUAUUCUUUUAGAAAAUAAUUCUUGUUUUUGUUGAUAAAUUCUGUUUUAAUUUACUUCGAUUGAAAAAGAUGAAAAUGCAGAUGAGCUUAUAGCACCGAAUAUAACAAAAAAAUCGCUGCUUUUAUAAUUGAAUAAAAAAAACCAAAUCGUUCCCUCAAUUUUUAUAACGAACACUUCCAUUCCCCCGGAUUCGUUCAAUUUUUACGCGUAUAUUAGUCAUAGAUGCGUAAUUAUUACAUUACCUUCAUACCUUCCGUAUAAAACGGAUAAAUAAUUAUUAGUUUGUACGGUAUCUAAGAUGGAUUUCGCAAAUUAUCUUGAUAUAAAAGAUAAUGGUGUACAUAAAAAAUAGUUAUACUAUUGAAAUAAAUGUUGUCUUUUCGUUAAAAAA